AUAGCACUUGUGUGUUGGAGGCCAGAGUAACAGAAUGAUAAGUGUUGCCCUUAAUGGUUCGUUUUUGGUGCGUUUGACAGUGAGAUAUGGGAUCCUACAAAAAAUGUAUCUAGCGCCGAUUCGAGCCAUUACAGACAUUGUUGUCCUAGGCAUUUUACCUGAUAAUUGCGUCCUUUAUUCAAUGCCCCCUGCCCACCCCGAGUAUUGUUUUGAUCAGCAGAUAACACCUUAGUUCAAAGGUGAUUUCAAAGCGCGAUUUUAGUGGCACCCAAUGAUACGUGAGUAUAUUAGUUAAUAUCAGUGUUUCUUUUUGCAGUAAGAUCAAUUGCUAACUUGUGUAUUCACGUUGCACAUGUUGUUUAACAGCUGUUCUCAUUUGUUCUAUAAGAAAAAUAUGGUGGGACGGUGGGUGCACUUAUUGUUAGUCUUUGUCGUUGUUAAAGGCUUCUCUUGCAGAGUGUGGAAGGGAUUGCCGCAACAGUUUGUCGAACCUAGCUGCCCGGAAGAAGAAGGCUUCUUCACUGUGGAUAAUCAGUGCACAAGAGAAUUCCACUACUGCCUAAAUGGAGAUGUCAUUUAUGAACAGGAAUGCCCGGAGCUAGACGUUUUUGAUCCAUUGUUGAAAACAUGCGUCGACCCAGCGACUUGUUUCGAUUGUCCUCCAGAAGAUGGGGUACAUCCUGUACCCCAAAACUGCACAGGCAAAUAUUAUCAAUGUACCAGUGGAGUACCAGAAAAGCUGAGCUGUCCUGCCGAUUACAUUUUUGAUCCAGUGACGUAUGAAUGUACUCUGGCCGAGCAAGCUUCAUGCGCGGCGCGAAUGCAAUGCAGUGAAGAUGGUUUUUUUCCAUUUCCAGGAGAAUGUACCGCGUUGUAUUUUUGCUGUGUUGGAGGCGAAAGCUUUACGAUGUAUUGCCCUUCAGAUACGGUUUUUGACCCAAGUAUUUUGACAUGUGUGCCGAUAGAAGCUGCGUCAUGCACGCCUGGACCGAAGACGACUACUACUGCGAAAUUGACUGACAGAACUAUACCCCAACCACCACUACUACUCCAAUCACAGCCAUUACCACCACUACCGCAUCCCAACAAGUAGCCUACCCAACUGCCACGAGAACUCUUACCAGCCCAUUGGUAGCUUUCCAAUGCCUAUCGUAAACAUUGUGCUUUCGCACUACCUGUAGCAAAGAGACCAAAUAACAAUGUUACGUAAAGGAAUGAGUUGCUGACAAUGGACGGAAUACCAGCUGAACAAUUUUUAUUGCUUACAAGUGCGUCACUGUUUAAACACACUAUAUGACAGUCACUGUUAUGUGUUUUUUGUGUAAUGUAGCCAUGCCACUGAGCCUUUUCAAAUAAUACUUCCUUUUGUCUCGUAUCUGGGUAAGGUACACCU
Messenger RNA from Daphnia carinata, 1393 nucleotides. RefSeq names its product peritrophin-48-like. The transcript has 12 exons. Gene Ontology annotation, molecular function: chitin binding. Gene Ontology annotation, cellular component: extracellular region. Lineage: Eukaryota; Metazoa; Arthropoda; Branchiopoda; Diplostraca; Daphniidae. Bases 353 to 1093 code for a protein of 246 amino acids. The record is from RefSeq and is a predicted model, not a curated record.